AUGGACGCCAAGCCUUUUCGACCGCGCGGCGCUGAAAAUGCACCUCACCUUCAUCAUCAACACAAAUCAAAGGGAAAUCUGGCCAACAUGGCCAAGUCUACCACAUCAGCUGGAUUCCGUGGCGCUGCUAAGCGAGCAGCGUUCGGUGAUGUGACCAACGUCAGCAAGCAAGUCGGACAGAUUCGUGAUGACGGCAAAUCAAUCAAAGUCUACGCUACGAAUGGCGUCAAUCAUGGAUUGACAGGUGCUAAAGAGAACGGUACCCACGGCAAGGAAGCCUUCUCUCGCCCCGCUCAACGACUCGCCAACCAAGCAUCAACACGAACCACCCUCGAAAACAAGAACUUCGACGCGAACAAGAAGACUUAUGUGAGGCAGGAUGACCACGUUGCCACCAAACCUCCUGUUCCUUCCUCCAUCCAGAAUGCACCUUCCCUCCAACCCAGACACCACAAGAGCCAGCCUCAGCUUAAACCUCAACAGCAGCCGGCCAGUCUAAGGCGGACACAGAGCAAGCAGCUCGACAAGGCUGUAGUCAGGCCGGAGGCCGACGUGAGCUACAGGGUCACGAAUCCUGCGGGAUUCCAGCUUCAGGAGACCGAAUAUCCCUAUGAUCACGCCGCUUAUCUCGACUCCAUGUAUUUGCCUAUUGAAGCUGGUGCCCCUCUUGAUGUGCUCCGAAAGGAGGAGUACCCGGAGCCACCCGCCAAACUCCCAGAGAUCUCUGAAGAUGAUACUGCCAUCCACUCCUUCGAAGAAGGCCCCAUGCCCGCCAUGUCAGAGCCUGAAGAAUGCUGGGAAGAUGAAGACGAUGAGGAUUAUGACGACCAGGACCAAGCGUACACAACGGCGUACUCGGUUCGUUCUCGAGAUAUGACUGCUGGCGGUGCUACUGAGAUCAUUCCUCAACCACGUCUGACAGCCCGCGUCCAACGUGAACUUGAAGACGCCCGCGAGGAAGUGGAGCGAACACGUACUCAAGACGAGAUUGAAGAGGAGAUGUGGGAUGUUAGCAUGGUGGCUGAGUAUGGCGACGAGAUUUUUGAGUAUAUGCGCGAGCUCGAGAACAAGAUGCUCCCCAACCCUCACUAUAUGGACAACCAGACCGAGAUUCAAUGGUCAAUGCGAUCCGUCCUCAUGGAUUGGCUUGUGCAAGUUCACAACCGAUUCGGUCUUUUGCCUGAAACCCUCUUCUUGACCGUCAAUUACAUCGACCGUUUUCUUUCUCAGAAGAUCGUGUCGAUUGGCAAGCUUCAACUUGUGGGAGCAACAGCCAUUUUGGUAGCCUCCAAAUACGAAGAGAUUAACUGUCCUUCUCUUGGAGAGAUUGUGUACAUGGUCGACAAUGGAUAUACCGCCGACGAAGUUCUAAAGGCCGAGCGCUUCAUGCUUAGUAUGCUGAGCUUCGAGCUUGGCUGGCCUGGUCCUAUGAGCUUCUUGCGACGUGUUAGCAAGGCUGAUGACUACGACUUGGACACUCGUACUCUAGCGAAAUACUUCCUUGAGUUGACCAUCAUGGACGAGCGAUUUGUUGCGUCACGCCCAAGCUUCCUUGCUGCAGGUGCGCACUGUCUUUCACGACUCAUUCUCAAGAAGGGCGACUGGACCAAGCAGCAUGUUUACUACUCGGGUUAUACCUGGGGCCAGUUGCGAAGCCUAGUCACGAUGAUGAUUGAAUGCUGUGAUCGUCCUCACCUACACCAUGCCGCAGUAUUCGACAAGUACACAGACCGCCGGUACAAGGAAGCUUCUUUGUUGGUUCAGUCAGCGCUGGAUGCCGGAUUCACUCUUCCUCAACAGGUGGCUCCUGUUCGCCAAGAGCUCGACGCGUACCGUGAAGACAGCGCUGAAGUACCCAUUGCGCAGCCCCAGCUUAUUCCCAUUGAGGGUUGA
Messenger RNA from Fusarium poae, 1893 nucleotides. RefSeq lists its product as uncharacterized. Lineage: Eukaryota; Fungi; Ascomycota; Sordariomycetes; Hypocreales; Nectriaceae. The record is from RefSeq and is a predicted model, not a curated record. Gene Ontology annotation, cellular component: cytoplasm; cyclin-dependent protein kinase holoenzyme complex; centrosome. Bases 1 to 1893 code for a protein of 630 amino acids. Gene Ontology annotation, molecular function: cyclin-dependent protein serine/threonine kinase regulator activity. The transcript is spliced from 4 exons. Gene Ontology annotation, biological process: regulation of cyclin-dependent protein serine/threonine kinase activity; mitotic cell cycle phase transition.